Cheilinus undulatus (humphead wrasse) is the source of this 3979-nucleotide messenger RNA. RefSeq lists its product as uncharacterized. The record is from RefSeq and is a predicted model, not a curated record. The transcript is spliced from 2 exons. The coding region runs from base 247 to 1428 and encodes 393 amino acids. NCBI's taxonomy places the organism in Eukaryota, Metazoa, Chordata, Actinopteri, Labriformes, Labridae.
AAAGCUCUGAGGCAGAGCAUAUCACUCUGAAAUGGUGGACCAGUGUUUGAUCAAGCUCUGUGUGGGACUCGCCUUUUUCUGUCCAACUUUAAAAUAUUUCACUUUUUGAGUUAAAAAAAGAGAAGAAAAACUUUUUUGUGUUGAAGAUAUUUCCAAGCACAAAGCAAGAUAACUCAUCAGCACCAGUAAACUCUCUGGCUGUGAAACCCAAAUUAGAUUAUUUAGUGUGAAAUACAUAAUACAAAGAUGAACAACGUGGCUGACUGGGUCCUGCAGAACAGGGACAAGAUUGAGAAAGGUGUGGCGAUCAUGGGGCAAGCCUCCGAGGUGCUCGCUGCCACUGUAGGCCAGCUUCAUCCCGUCUUGGAGGCCGUGUUUGUUGCCUCUGCUGAGUUACUCAGCAAUCCGGACAGCUCUGAGGCCCGCUACCUGACUCAGCAGUUUGAGAUGGUCAACCAAAAGCUCGAGGGAAUUCAGGAUGAGAUUGAUAAAAUCGCCUUGGAGCUGCAGAGGACGUCUUUGAACAAGCAGAACUUCGAUCGAGAGGCGCAGAUGAUCAGCCAGUACGAGAAGUUCCAGGACUUCGUCAAUGCCAAGCCAAAGUUCAAGGAGAAGAAGAUGGAGAAGUUCCUCAGCCAUUACGAGAACACAGAAGGCGACUUGAACUUGGACGCCCUCUACAAUGCUGUCACCGGGGAGAACACCUCCGGGGACCCCAUGCUGGAAACCAUCGUUGCCACAGAGAAGAGAAGCAGGAGGGCAGUGGAGGACUUCUGCGCCCGGCUGAAGAAGCUCUUUGUCGUGGGCAUCAUCGCCGUCAUGGGCCACGCCGCCCUCAAAGAAGGAGCGGUGGGGGAGGAGAUGGUGAAGAAGUGGAAGGACCGCAUGGAGGACGUUGAGAAACGGAUGAAAGCGGCCGUGGAUGAGUGUACAGAGAAAUUUCCAGAUCAAGCCAAAAUAGACAUGGAGCACAUACUCCAGGAAAACCCUGGCACGGUGGACCAGGAGUUCACCCAGUCUCUCCUGGAUGCUCUUGUCAAGAAAUACGACUGGGUGAACUGGUCCGUCAGAGCCUUCAAAAACAGGGAGAAGAUCUUCUUUUUCAACUGGCUGGCAGGAAAGAAGUGCCAUGGAAGCGGGGGCACCAACUGGUUUGACUUUCUGACCAAGAAUAAUGUCAAAGUGGUGGUCUCUUUCUGUGUCGACCCCAAGCCCAUCAACAAGUCUGAGAUCCAGGAGACAAUCGAGAACAGGAAGCUGAAGGGGAACAUGAUGGGUCUGGCUCUGUCUUUGAACACAAGCUUCCCCAACUGCCUGGUUCACGCUGUCAGCCAUUACAAGGAGGUGGUGGAGUCUAACAACUUCCAAGAGGAUUGCUACUACUACGGGAAACACAAAAGAGCCCACCUGUGUCUGCACUCAGAGUAGACUCGCAGAAAGGUGUGGAGCCCUGCAUAGAUUAAUGAAUGUGUUUAUCAGAGACCUGGACCAAUGUCCAUUAAAUUCAGAAAUAUAUUCAUAAAUGUUGUCUGUGUUCAAGCAUGUCUGCUCUACACGGGAUCUUGAAUGUGAGUCAUUGCCUUACUUAAAAUGAUUUUUUAUUCUUAUACAAAUAUAUCUUUCCUUCGUUGGGUAUACAGGAGCUUCAGGGUGUUAGAAAUUUCAAAGCCAUACUUGUUCAUGCCAGCUUCUUCUAAGUUACUUAUAAUUAUGAAGCCCUUGUGUUUGUGCUGCCUAUACUUUUAUACCGCAGUUCCAGUAGUCCCUCUGAGAUCUCUUGGCAUACCAGGCUAUUGGGACAAGGCUGUAAAACAAUCAACAAGUUGUCUUUUGAGGGAUUUUAGCGUAAAUUUGAUGCCAUAUCAAGAAGUGUCAGUUAGCUUAGGCCAAACAUAUUGGAAAUAUUAUAUUAUACUACACAGUUCUUCAGAAGCCCCUGAUCCAUCCAAAAGAGAGUUUGAAAGGACAAUUAAUUGAUAGUUUCAACUUUGGGGUUGUCCACUUUCUUGCUAAGAGUUACAGAAGAAGAUCAAUGCCAGUCUCUGUGCAUUAAACAAACAAACAAACAAGCGCUAGCAUAGCAUGGCUUGCUUAAUUUGCUGCCUCCAAAUGGAACUAAUAAAGUCGCAAAGUCUUACUGGAACUUAGUAAGUCUUGGCCUUCAAGCCAUAACCAUGUGGAAGCACUGCUGCACCUCAGCUGCCGAAAUAUCGCUUGUUCCCUUGGCUUUCUUUAUGAAAAUGCCAAUGUUAAUUUAUGCCAUUUCUGAAAAUGGCAUUUAAGACAACAAAAUUUAUUGGUUAGAAGCAUUCAGAAAUAGAGUGUUAAUAUCUCCAUCUCUCCAUUUGAAGGCAUCAUUAACAGCAAGUCACAAUAGCAGCACAGUGCUAUCCUCUUCAUGCUAAAGCCAUAAGUAAGGUUAGAUAAGGUUGUGUAGCUUAGCUUUUUGGCUUAUUUAGCUUAGCAUAUGUUAGCUAAACGCAGAAAAUAGAAAUAAAAGUUAAGCAGUUUGAUUGGCUCUGUCUAUAGCUUUUUAAAAAUCUCACAUUUGGGCAAGUAUGUACAGUACCAUUUUUGUUAGCUUGGCAUUAAUGAAUGGCAAUUGCUAUUGAGGGCUAACAGCAUUAUCAUCACAGUUAUCAUAUUUUUAAUUCAGAAAUAAUCUCUUUUCUUUUACAUUUCUCAGUAAAAUACCUGUUUUUCAAACAUAUGCUAGCAAAGCAUCUCUAGUUUGUAACACUGCAGUUGCACCACUGGUCAAAAGACAGCGAUCGUAAAGUGACAAGAAGGAUGCUACAUGGUUCAAGCUGUUUAAAAAAAAAAAAAUACAAGCUCAUUUAAAGAUGCUACGCGUAGUUGACUUGGUUGCUACUCCGGGUUUCACAAAAAAUAAAGACAAUCUGUUUUAAGGUAUUUGAAUAGUUUUCUCAUUUUCAUCGUAGCCUCUACAAUAGGGAAGGCUUAGUCUUUCUGGCCCAGUUGUACCAGCCAUCCAUGGUUAUUUAACAGUUAGCAAGAGUUUUUUGAGCUAGGCCAGCUUUUCUGAACUUCAGUUUGCUGUGGCCCCUUUAGAGACCUGAAAAUCUUACAGGCCCAACUGACCCUCAUAACAUGAGACUCAAAGUAGGAUUUCAAAUCAAAUGCCUAGUUUUAAAAGACAUUAAUGCCAUGAGAAAGUGUUAGCAUAGUCACUAAGCUAAAUUAACAAGCCACCAGCAUUUAUUGUGUUUUAACAGGCAUCUGCAAAGUCACCUACAUUUUAUUUUCUAAUGUCAAACUCUUCUCAUGAAUUCUAUAAUCCCUUUCCUUGUAAUGUUAAUGCAGCAUUAUAGAAUGUUUAAUGGAGUGUCGCCAGUCGAAUCAUGACACCCACUCUGUAUGUCAGACAAAAUAAACCAUGAAAUGAUGACAUGUAAGUUAAAUUUUCUGGCUGUUUUGUUAUUUAAAAUUCAUUUUGACAUAUUAAGUAUUUUAUGAGAAUUUAAAACGUGAUUUUUAAUUUUAAAAAUCAUGUUUAUGCUUUUAAUGUGAAGAAAGAGCUGUCGCAGCCUACCUGCAGUACCUCCAGGGCCCACUAGUGGCCCUCACUUUGGGAAGCACUGAGCUAGCAUGUAAGGUAGACAUACUUUUAUACUAAUAUGUAUACAAAGUGGUAUGAUAGUGAUUGAAAAUAGCUAAUUGCUAGGUAUGAUGCAGAGUAAAGGUGCCUUUUAGUUUCAUAAGUGUUUUUGAGAAAUUGCUCUAUCUAAACAAAAAGACAAAAAUCCUAUACUAUCACUACAGAAAGAAAUGUUCUAUUGAACAUUAUUUAAUAUCAUCCUAUAUGUGUAAAGAUCAAGAUUAACAAAAGUCCAUGCUGCUUUCUGUGCAAUAUAGGGCUAUAUGGCUGUUUCUCUUUUUUUUUUUCUUUUUCUUUUUUUUUUUUUUUGACAAUCUUGUUUUGGAAACUUGUACAUAUUUAGGCUACUUUAAUUUGCAA